Messenger RNA from Microthlaspi erraticum, 1116 nucleotides. NCBI's taxonomy places the organism in Eukaryota, Viridiplantae, Streptophyta, Magnoliopsida, Brassicales, Brassicaceae. The record is from the annotation of a GenBank genome assembly.
AUGGCUGUAUUCUUCUUUUCCACUCGUUUUCUCUUCUUCUCCACCAUCAUCUCCAUCCUCGUCUCUAUCGCUCUCUAUCAACUCGACACCUUUGACCCAGCUCCAUUUCCUUCAGAUGCAUUAGCCUCCGCUACGACCUCAAUCCCGCCGCUGCUCAACGACGGAAUUCUCGACGGAGCUGAGUUUGUCGGCGACGGUCUUCUCAAUCGCCCCGAGGAUAUCGCAUAUCACCGAGACUCUGGCCUCAUCUAUACUGGCUGUGCAGAUGGAUGGGUGAAACGAGUCAAAGUUCUCGACUCAGCUAAUGACUCGGUCGUUGAGGAUUGGGUUCAUACCGGCGGUAGACCGCUCGGCAUCGCUUUUGGACUUCACGGCGAGGUCAUCGUCGCAGACGCUUACAAGGGGCUGUUGAACAUAAGCGGUGACGGGAAGAAGACGGAAUUGUUGACGGAGGAAGCGGAGGGAGUGAGAUUCAAGGUUACCGAUGCAGUCGCCGUUGGGGAUAACGGCGUUUUGUAUUUCACAGAUGGUUCUUAUAAAUACAAUUUCCAACAGUGUGUCUUUGACAUUUUGGAAGGCAAACCUCAUGGCCGUCUCAUGAGCUUUGACCCCACUACAAGAGUCACACGUGUCCUCCUCAGAGACCUUUAUUUCGCUAAUGGUGUCUCCAUGUCUCCUGAUCAAACCCAUCUCGUCUUCUGCGAAACACACAUUAGAAGAUGCAGUAAGUAUUAUAUCAAUGGAGGGCGUGUUGAGGUGUUUAUUCAAGGCUUACCCGGUUUUCCAGAUAACAUCCGGUACGAUGGAGAUGGACAUUACUGGAUUGCGAUGCCUACGACAGUAACAACGUUGUGGAAGCUCUUGAUGAAGUACCCCUUCUUGAGGAAAAUCACAGAUAUGACGGUUAAGUACGGUUUCAAUCCCAUAGGUUUGGAGAAUGCUGGAGUUUUGCAGGUGGAUUUGGAUGGGAAUCCAAUUGCAUUGUACCGUGAUCAUAAACUCUCUCACAUAACCACUGGAGUCAAAAUUGGGAAUCAUCUCUAUUGUGGGAGCCUCUUGCAUUCACAUAUAAUGCGACUCGAUCUCCUGAAAUAUCCUGCACAGAAGUGGCUUUAA